AUGUAUCUGUCACGUGCCCAGAGUCUCAGGCUGGCUGCUGCCCUCGAGGAGUGUUCGGACCAGCUGGGCAUUCUGGAACACACGCUUACCAUCCAAAUCCACAAAAAGUGCACCACUGACAAGGCACAGGCCAGAGUGAAAAAGGUGAAACGGGACUGUCACUAUAUCUCACAACAGGUCUCCAAGUUACAGGCUGAGCUCGAGGAGAAAAUGAGCUUCAGCUGCCUGCUGCAGGUAGUGGACGGACAGGACAAGGAGAAGAAUGCCGAGAGCAGCAAAAGAGAGGCAAAGAGAGAAAUGGAGAAGAGAAGACGCACGCUCCCAAAACAACAAGGGACGCUUCAAGAGAAAGUUGAUCAAUUGAAGGAACUGCAAACCUCGUACGAGGAGCUCAACGAUAAACUGCACCGACUUAUUAAUUCAAAUGCUGCCAGAAAGGAUCUGGAGGACAGAUGCACUGCGCAGCAGCUCCAGAAAACCCAAAAUGAAAUGAGCGAAGCUGAGAGGAGACUUGAAGACAAAGUUGUGCUGCUGAACGAUCAUUUUAAACUGCAAGAGCGAGUUCACGAAGAAGCCAAGAUUUUCCUGAAGAAACAAAAUGCGGAGUUACAAGAGCAGUUGCGACAGUGGCAGCAGUGCACAGAGCAGAACAUGCAAGAGAAGGAGGAGCAUCUCACCCGCACGCGCUACAAGAGAACAACAAACUUGGAAACGUUGACAACAAUGCAAAAGAAGUAUAGCGAGAUGGAGGAGGUGGUGAAGGAGGAAAGGGAGGAGGAGGAGAGACAGCGCCAGCUGGCGCUUAGGAAUAAAGCUGCUCUCAAGGUGCAGUCUUGGUGGAGAGGUGUCAUGGUCCGCAAAGGCUUUGGUAUUUAUCGGAAAGUAGAACCCAAGAAAAGCAAGAAGAAGGAGGGAAAGAAGAAGAAGAAAAAAUGA
Nerophis lumbriciformis (worm pipefish) is the source of this 936-nucleotide messenger RNA. NCBI's taxonomy places the organism in Eukaryota, Metazoa, Chordata, Actinopteri, Syngnathiformes, Syngnathidae. The record is from RefSeq and is a predicted model, not a curated record.